This is a messenger RNA of Marasmius oreades (fairy-ring Marasmius), 1764 nucleotides long. RefSeq lists its product as uncharacterized. Gene Ontology annotation, molecular function: oxidoreductase activity, acting on CH-OH group of donors; flavin adenine dinucleotide binding. The transcript is spliced from 10 exons. The coding region runs from base 1 to 1764 and encodes 587 amino acids. Lineage: Eukaryota; Fungi; Basidiomycota; Agaricomycetes; Agaricales; Marasmiaceae. The record is from RefSeq and is a predicted model, not a curated record.
AUGAAACACGUUACUUUAAUCCUCCUACUUGGAUUGGCUGGUGUAUCCUUUGCCGCCAUUUAUGAGGGGCUCGCUGACCUGCCCACCAGGCAAUUCGACUUUGUCGUAAUCGGAGGCGGGACAGCAGGAAAUGUUGUAGCCAAUCGUUUGACAGAGAACCCGAACUUCUCCGUUCUCGUUUUGGAGGCUGGUGAUUCGCAUGAAGGACUUUUAAUUCCUCAGAUCCCUGCUCUCGCUCUUUCUCUAGCAGGUUCACCCUUGGACUGGAAUUUUACCGCUAAUGUGGGAGAUAGAAGUGGAAACCGUACGACAAUCUACAACCGCGGAUUCGCGCUUGGAGGAAGCAGUACGAUCAAUUGGAUGGCAUAUACCCGUGGAAGUGCGGAUGAUUGGGAUCGUUAUGCUGCUGUUACAGGAGACCUUGGAUGGUCGUGGAACAGCAUGCAGCCUUAUAUCCGCAAGAAUGAACACAUCGCGCUACCAGCAGACCACCAUGAUACCGCUGGGCAAUGGAAUCCUGCUGCUCAUGGGAAAUCGGGGAUCAAUGCCGUCAGUCUAUCGGGAUUUACGCAUGAAAUGCAGAAACGAACGAUUGAGGUCAGCAAGUCUCUCGGGCCUACUAGUGAAUUCAAGUUCAACUUGGAUAUGAAUGCUGGCGACCAACUGGGCGUCGGCUGGGCGCAAUCUACCAUACUGCACGGCUCGAGGAGUAGCUCCGCGACAUCGUAUCUGGGACCAAAAUAUAUCGGUCGGCCGAAUCUACACGUUUUACUGCAUGCGCACGUAACACGAAUUCUUCCAACUGGUCCAAAGGAUGGACAGCUGGCGUUUCACGAUGUAGAGUUUACGCAAGACAAUGGCGCCACGUUCCAAAGUGUAAAGGCCUCCAAAGAAGUCGUUCUCUCUGCUGGUACUGUGGGCACACCUCAUAUCUUGCUCAAUUCCGGCAUAGGAGAUUCUGCCUCGCUCACCGGCGUUGGUAUCAAAUCUCUCCACCACCUUCCUUCAGUCGGGCGCAACCUAACAGAACAGCCUGCAGCAGCACUCGCGUAUAUCGUAAAUACGACCGACACGAACGAGACAAAUCUGGGAAAUCCAGCUUUGUUGAAACAAUGGAAUGAUACUCGAACAGGGCCUUUGGUUGAUCCUAUCAUCCUCGCAUUUGGAUGGCUGCGUGUACCUGAAGACGCGCCAAUUUUCAAGGAAGUAACUGACCCUGCUGCGGGCUCCAGAACAGCUCAUUACGAGCUAGCCAUGAUUAAUGGGAACCUUGGAGUUCCUGAGCCAGGAAAUAAUUACGUCACACCAGGAACUAUCGUCGUAUCUCCAGCCUCUCGUGGAUCCAUAUCACUCUCAUCCUCCAAUCCCCUCGUGAAACCUACGAUCGACCUCAACCUUUUUGACUCCGAGUUUGAUUUGUAUGCGAUGCGCGCUGCGGUUCGUAGUGCACAGAAAUUCAUGUCGCAUGAACUAUGGCAUGGAUUUGUCAUUAAACCUGCGUUCGACCUUGACACCGAUGAUGAGGUGGACGCCUUCAUUCUGAAUACCUCGGUAGGUGCAGCACAUCCGGUUGGAACUGCAUCUAUGUCUGCGAAAGGGGCGAAAUGGGGGGUGGUUGAUCCUGACCUGUUAGUUAAGGGUAUCUCAGGUGUGAGGGUUGUCGACGCUUCUGUUUUGCCUUUCGUGCCGGCGGGUCACACGCAAGCGCCGGCAUAUAUGGUUGGGGAAAGAGGCGCUGAUUUGAUCAAAUGCAACUGGCAGUGA